GGAGGGCGGAGGGAGUUUAACGUCUUUCAGGAAGAACAUUGGUUUCGAAAGUUUCCUUUAUUUGUUUCAUGUGUUUCGCGUCUGCUCCUCCGCCGCGUUUGGAAAUUAUCUGCAAGUCAUUUUGGCCUCGGACGGAUCCGUUUAAGCGUCGUCAUGACGCUUUAAUCGGUUAAUUACACUUAGAAGAAGCGGUCGGAUGGACUUAAGUUAGACCAGCGCCAGGAAACAGGUUGUGAGCCGAGUGGAGAGACAUGGCCAUCGCUCAUGUGGCUACAGAGUACGUGUUCAGCGACUUCCUGCUGAAAGACCAGAACCCGGGCCGAUACCGCAGCGUCCGGACCGAGCUGGCCGUGGACAAGAUGGUGACCUACGUGGCGGUCGGCCUCCCCCUCCUCCUCAUCUCCCUGGCUUUCGCUCAGGAGGUCUCGGUUGGGACUCAGAUCAGCUGUUUCGCUCCGUCUAACUUCUCAUGGAGGCAGGCUGCUUACGUGGACUCGUACUGCUGGGCGGCCGUGCACACUCACACUCUGCCUAUGUGGCUGCACAAGUUCUUCCCCUACAUCCUGCUGCUGGUGGCCGUGCUGAUGUACAUCCCGGCCUUGUUCUGGAGGUUUUCCACGGCGCCGCUGCUUCAGUCAGACCUCAGCUUCAUCAUGGAGGAGCUGGACCGGUGUUACAACCGCGCCGUCACUCUGGCCAAACAGAUGAUGCUGUCCAACCCAGAGAGCGAUCCCACCGACGGCUGCUUCAAUUACCCGCUGGUGGAGAAGUUCCUGAUGACCAAGCGUUCGUCGCGGCUGCUGCUGUUUAACUACCUGCUGUGUCGCGGCCUGACUCUGGUCACCCUGGUGUGCGCCUGCUUCUACCUGGGCUACUACCUGCGCCUGGCGUCCGUCACGGACGAGUUCGGCUGCCCGCUGCGCGUCGGCCUGCUCGCCUCCGACCCCACCGUGCCCGAGAAAGUGCAGUGCAAGCUCAUAGCCGUGGGAGUCUUCUCUCUGCUGAGCCAGGUCAACUUGUUCCUGUUCGUUGCAAUGAUUCCUGCCGUGAUCUACGCCGCCCUUCGUCCACUCAUGUGUCGCAGACCCGCAGACUUCCUGGAAAUCUACCAAUCACUGCCCACCGUCAGCAUCCUGCCGGCACCCGGGGGCCAAUGCAACGACCUCUCGCUGUACCUGCUCUUUGUGGAGGAGAACCUCAGCGAACUGAAGUCCUACAAAUAUAUCAAGGUGUUGGAGAUGUUGAGGAAACGAGGCGAAUGCUCCGGGGAGAACUUCGACGCCAUGGGUCUGCUGCAGACUCUGGUCACGGUGAAGAUGGACAACAUGGACGGGACCAGAACUCCGGCCGCUGCAGAAACACAGGAUCAAGAGAAAAUAAACGCAGCAGCCGGAGCGACGAAGAGCGGCGGCGAUGGUCAGAAGUCUGUGGCAGGAAACAACGGGAAGGUGGAAACGGAGAUGAAAGAGCUCAGUCCGUUGCUGCCAGAAAACCGUGAUGUUACUGGAGUCCGGGGCAGCCCGGGGGGGUCGGGGGGGUCGGGGGGGGCGGUCCGGCAGCGAGCCAUCUGACGGACCACGAUGGAGCUACAACUCCUUCCUAAUGGAGGAAAUAAAAACAACCUUUUAGAGGCGUCAGCGUGGGACACACAAACUUCAGAUUGGAGUGAUUUGGUUGAUUAUUAUUAAUAUUAUUUUUCCACUAGAGGAAUCAGUGUAGUUUAACUCUUGGUGCAUUUUUCAGUUUCACAGCCAAAAACACUACAAUAACAAACACAUGCAACUACACAUUAUAGUUGCAUACCUCUUUAUCUAUGUAUAAAAACUGAAGUCUGGUUCUAGGACACUGGCGUCUUAAAGGAAACGCUGCACAUGCAUCGGUUGGUUGAUCUCUGGUUGUGACUCAACGUGGUUUUAUUACAACUACAGGCUUUAUAGAACAGAACCGAUUCAACAGAUCUGCACCAUUAAUCACUGCACACGUGUAAAAUAUUACACUGGUUAACUGAAGAGUUGGAUGCAGCUGCUGCUCUGGUGCCUGACAGUCAAAGCUCAGGGUCACACAGCGACUUUCAGUCUGGAUAAAAACAUGAUGCAGCGCAGACUUUUGCAGGAGUUACCACAAGCUGAAAGUGCAGAGACGUGUUGUGAGAAAAUGAAGCGUCCUCUUUCGAUAGCGUUCGUGUUCCUCGUUAUUCUAAGUGAUGCUCACAUGUCCGGUUGUUUUUCUGAGAACUUUAUUAUAUGCAGAAAGUUGCAGAACAGUUAACGGAAACGUGGUGGUUUUGUUUUUUUGUUUUGUGAAGACUGAAAAUAAAACCUCUUACUUUAAGGUUCGAGUUAUAGACAUUUUGCAAAGUGCUGUUGCACGGUUUUCAUUUGCACAGUCUCUGUGGUUCGUAUGAGAUCGUCAGUCACAUUUCAGGUUAAAGAAACCACUAAAACCUGCUCUGACUGCUCAGAGGAUUCGCUCUCUUGUUCUCUCUGUAUUUGUCUGAUGUAGAUGUAACUGGAUAUUUGACGUUUAAGGUACGAGAUGCUUUACAAAUUCUCAGUGUUUUACAGGAAAGGAAACACGACCAGUGCCUCAUCUUCUUUUCUGUUUAGAUUUAAUUAUUCUGCCAGAACCUCAGCCUGGAAAUAAACUUGUCGCACACGCUGGAGGAUCUCAGGGAUAAAAACACCUUAUGGCAGGUUGUCCUCAGCGUUUAGCUUAGCUUAGUUUAGUUGAGUUUAGUUUAGUUUAGUUUAGUUUAGUUUAGUUAGUUCCUUUUCGGAUAAUUUUAACUGAUGUGUGUGUUUUGUUGUGUUAUUGGGAGGUCAUGUCUGUGCAAUGUGUAAAGAGAAACUGAUGCAUGUGGACUUUUCUAGUGUUGAUGUGAUCGACGGCUGCGGCCGUAAAAAAAUAAAUAAAACAGCUGAAUUGUGUCUGAUUAUUGUAA
This is a messenger RNA of Mugil cephalus (flathead mullet), 2941 nucleotides long. RefSeq names its product pannexin-1-like. Gene Ontology annotation, molecular function: channel activity. Bases 252 to 1571 code for a protein of 439 amino acids. The transcript has 9 exons. Lineage: Eukaryota; Metazoa; Chordata; Actinopteri; Mugiliformes; Mugilidae. Gene Ontology annotation, biological process: positive regulation of interleukin-1 production; monoatomic cation transport. The record is from RefSeq and is a predicted model, not a curated record.